GGCGUUUGAGCUCACUGUGGUAUUCUGCCGCGCAGUUUCGAAUUUCUUGUUCCACAGCUGUACAAAUGGCAUUAAGGCGUAUAUCUAAAGAGCUAAAGGACUUACGUCUUGAUCCUCCAACCCAGUGUUCAGCUGGACCUAUUAAAGAUGAUCUGUUUGCCUGGCAAGCCACUAUUAUGGGACCUGCUGAUAGUCCAUAUGAAGGUGGGAUAUUCUUCCUGGAAAUACAGUUUCCCACAGACUACCCUUUCAAACCCCCUAAGAUCAGUUUCAUGACGAAAAUAUAUCAUCCGAAUAUAAAUCUCAGUGGUCAUAUAUGUUUAGAUAUCCUCCGUGGACAAUGGUCUCCUGCCCUCACAAUAUCGAAAGUUCUACUCUCAAUUUGCUCACUAUUGACGGACCCCAAUCCAGAUGAUCCUCUAUGCCCAGAUGUCGCACGUCAGUACAAAACAGAUCGUAAGAAAUAUGAUGAGUUAGCUCGAGAGUGGACACAGAAAUAUGCUAUGGGACCUUAAUGCAGUCAAUACACAAAACAUUUCGAUAGACAUAUUUUCUCCUUUCUUCUUGUACUCAUUGAUGACGUACGUGUUACAUUUAAUGUCGGUCGAUUUUUUUCAGCCCUCGAGUAACCUUACUUUCUUAUUCUAUUCUUACUGGUUUGUCAGUUGUGCGUUUGUGAAAAUGCUCUUAAGGUUGUCACGAGUAUUUCUUCUUUUUUUUCGAACAAGACUUGUGCCGUAUUUAGUGACAGUUGGCGGUACAGGUUGGUUCACUCAGACGUUUUCAUUUUUUAAAUAUUUAAUUGUAUCAAUUCACUUUACGAGAAACUCAUUACUUGAGCAAUUGCUGCUCGUGAUACUCAUCAUCUAAUCUCAGAAUCUAGUAAUCUGUUUAUAUUUGACCAAAGCUAUUAAAACUUGUGUUUAUUCAAGAGAUUGCUUUAAGGAAGAGUGAUUUCAUGUUGGGAACAAGAUUGCAUCAAUGAGAGUAUCGGAUUUUAUGGCAGU
This is a messenger RNA of Schistosoma mattheei, 1007 nucleotides long. The record is from the annotation of a GenBank genome assembly. Lineage: Eukaryota; Metazoa; Platyhelminthes; Trematoda; Strigeidida; Schistosomatidae.